Messenger RNA from Saccharomyces cerevisiae S288C, 576 nucleotides. It is a transcript of the gene SPR6, whose product is annotated as Spr6p. The record is from RefSeq and is marked reviewed. Lineage: Eukaryota; Fungi; Ascomycota; Saccharomycetes; Saccharomycetales; Saccharomycetaceae. Bases 1 to 576 code for a protein of 191 amino acids. The transcript has a single exon.
AUGGCUGUUUCUAAUAUAUGGCAAUCGUACUCUUCCUCCAAUUUACAUUGGAUUUAUCCUCUGUAUACCAAUAACUGUUCACAAAAUGUAAAGUCAUCAUUUACAGCAGAAAUAUUAUUGAAAAGAAGAUGUAAUGAUAUUCAAGAUAUACUUAAUGACAGGAUGAUUGAAUUGUUGCUACAGGGCGCGUGUGACCCAAAUAAGCAGCAGAAUUACCUUCAGGGGAUGAGUCCAAGUAGGAAGAAGAAAACCCACGUUAAGAAAUUUUUGAAAAAGCAAAAAAAAUCAAGGAAACCAAUCACUCUGGAGCAUGGUUGCUUGUCAGGACCCGUGACUCUACGUUUCGGAAAUUUUGCAGGAAUCAGAGAUUUGAGAGGUACCAGGUGCCCGCUCCACGGCAUAAAACAUGGUGUCCAUCCAAAACCCGGGGAGAGGUGUGCAUGUCAGCAAGCUACCCUCUUUCCAAGUCCACUAGCUCGGUUUAGUUGUGACCAGUCUGCUGUACUUGGUUGCGCUGCCUCCUCCACACGGGUCUAUGACAGUAUAGCCGAUGAGUUUUCAUCCCUAUAUUUUUAA